Guillardia theta CCMP2712 is the source of this 1294-nucleotide messenger RNA. RefSeq lists its product as hypothetical. Bases 1 to 1017 code for a protein of 338 amino acids. NCBI's taxonomy places the organism in Eukaryota, Cryptophyceae, Pyrenomonadales, Geminigeraceae. The transcript has 5 exons. The record is from RefSeq and is a predicted model, not a curated record.
AUGGUGAUGGUUGCGCAGGAACAAGCAAGGAUGGAAUUCCGUAGAGAGAGGUCUGUGUCGCUGGAUCCUAUGGCUCUGAACAAGCUCUUCGCCUUCAGAGCCAGUCUGCCAGACACCUCCACCUUGCUGGAGGACAGCAAACAGAGGGAGGCAGCCAGGAAGCCGAUUCUACGGGGAAAGGAGAGGGCCUUGUUUCAGAACGCUCAGAGCAGGCUGGAGAGUGCAGGAUGGGAUACAAAGAUGCUGGAGGGUCUGGGGCUGGUGGACAAGGAGACCAUCAAGAACUUAGCGCGGUCCUUCGAGAAAGAUGAAGCGAGACCAAGGAAGACGUGGAGCCUGGGCCCAGUGACCCCCGUGAAGCCUUGCAUUGUAGAUGACACGAUGAUCCGCGAGGAGACGAUCAAAGAUGAUCUUAGCCUGAGGUUCAACGAGCACGGCAUGCGAGAUAUGGAGGAGAACAUUGCAAGGGAGUACAUGGAUACCAACAUCUCAGACGUCUUCCACAAGGAGGACCACGACGUCGAUGCUUUCAAGGACCAGAAGAAGUCGAGAUGGAGUAUGAUCCAGUCGCUAGCAGGGAAACUUGGAAGCUUCUCUCGCAAAUCAGCAGGAGAUUCAUCGUCUUCGAGAACCGACGAUGUGAAACAAAUCUUGAAACCGAACAGAACCGCCAAGAACAGGAUCCUUGCCACCAUCAAAGGACUUCAAACGAACCAAUCCGUGAUGAAGGGACUACUCAAGAUGAGUGUCGACUCUCCAUCUCACAAGGCACAAGAUGUGCUGUGCGAAAUCUCCGAGAAGAGAGUUCAUAUAUCUGGGGGAGUCGAUUUUUCCCGGUUGCUCCUUGAGAAGCCGCUGAAUCAGAUGAAGUUGGAGCUGAACAAAGAUCCGAAGACUUUCAUCAUCAACAUCGACAAGACAAACGACAGUGCUCCGACAAGCGGCUCAAGCAAACACCUUGUUAAGCAGCAGAAAUAUUUCUUUGUUGCAAACAAUUCUCUAAGAAUUCGGAGCUGAGUCCUGGUCUUAUGAAGAGAAAAUCAAUCUCCCGCAGAUAGGCAAACCUUAGACAUGCGCAUCAAGCUGGGGAGACACGUUUACAGACUUCAAGCACCAGUGACAGCAAGAUCACUGUUUACUAUUGGAAUCAUCUGUCAUCUCCACUUACGCUUGUUCACAUACCAAUGCCGACUUCUCUUGCUAGGACUACUCUCAUUCUUGCUUUUUUACUGUUGAUUUGUGUAUGAUUUGAUGUCAAUACUUUCGUUUUAUUAGAAGCAGAGAAAUGAUCUCU